GUUGAGCUUGUGCAGAACUGCAGAUUAAUUUUAUUUAGCUAUACAUCGAUAAUAUCUAAACGAUAAAACGUGCAUAAAAUUCAUGGGAUUAGUAACUUUAUUAUCUUAUCAAUACAUACUCGCUAUUAACUUGAACUUAUGAGUAAACAUAAAUCAAACUCAAUGAAAAUGGUGGCUACAAAGAGUAAAAACAAUGUGAUAUCAUGUUCAACCCCUGAACAUCAAGUGAAUUCGCCGUCCAGAGAUAGUGAUUCAAUGUGUGACUCGGAUGCUGGAAGUCCUGUACCCUUUCUGUGCACCCAAGAUGGUGCUGAAGGUGAAACAGAUGUUAUUUGGAACUUUUACACUCCUAAAUCAGGACACGCAGCUAGCUCACGCUGUAAAAACUCAACGCCUCUUAGUAGGAAAGCGAAAAAGUCUUUUAGGCCAAAAGUAAUUGAGAAACCACCACCAAAACGCAGGCCCAUCAAGGCCUUGCAUAAACAGACUGAACUAUUCCAGGAGCUUUUGGAAUUAAACCAAAAAUUACCAGAGUUGAUGAAGAAAAAAGCACAACCUAUUAAAGAAACUCGCCAGUCUGGAAGCGAGGAUGAUAUUUUCAAUGAUUCACCAGAGCACUCCCCAAAAACAGGAUUAAGAAACACAAGAUGCCUGAGAAAAAAUUUACUAAGCUCAAAAUUUUCUAAGCCCGAAAUUGACAAUGCAUUAGAAUCAGAUGAUUCAAUGAAUGAAUGCCUCUUGAAAGCUAGUCAAAUAGUAGAAGAAAAUUUACUUGAAUGUAGGCCAUCUUCACCAAAAAGAAGUUGUUAUGAAUCACACUAUAAAAGUAAUAAAAAGGAUAUGAAACUAAAUACAGAUUUUAAGAUAGAUCAAGAUUCCAUGGAUGCCAUUUUGAAUAGUAUUAAGUUGGAAUCACCGGCUGUGAGCAAAGUGAAAAAAUUUGAGUCACCUAAACUAGGAAAUGAUUCUUUUGAUAGUUUUGUUGGAAACUUGAAUGACAGUGCAUUAGAACAACUGACACAAAUGCCGAUUAAAGGGAAUGUUUCUGCAAGCAAAGCCAAACAAAAAUCAUCCGAUUGGACACUAAAGGAAUUCAUUGUGCAUGAAGGCAGUCCUUCGUCUAAAUCAGUAUUUGGCCGUUACAGUUCAAUGCCUGAGUCGCCAUCUGUUAUUGAAAGUAAUAAACCUUCUACAAGUGGUAUGGCUUUUGGUAGAUACAAUUCUAUGCCUUUCAGAAAUGACGACAAUUUAACAGCUCCUGGGGAUUCUCCAAUAAGAUGUACGCCUGACGAAAUUAAAAGGAAACACCAAAUGGCUAGAGAAAAAUUGCUGGCUAAAAGACAACUUCCAUUUACUUCUUCACAACAAUCCACACAGUCUACACAGUUUAUGUCAGAACCGUUGCAGCGAAUACCGAAAAAUACCAAAUUCCAACCUAGAAUACCUAGUACAGCAGUCUCCAAAAGCCAAAAUAGUCUAGUUACAAAUGCUCAUAAUUCUAAGCCAGCAACAAAUAAUGACACAAACAAAAAUAAUAAUUUAGAUCUUAAAUCUCUCAUUGAGAAGAAAAGACAGGAAGCUCUAAUGAAGUUACGGCGCCGUCAACCUAAAUAGAGUAUAAUGAUUGUUUAUUUUUGUAAAUACAUAUUAAUUUUAAGAAUAUUUGUUGAGAAUUAUGAUCAAUGUAAUUCGAAGUGCCUUUAAAUCUAAUGAAUGAAACUGCCUGACUAUUUUAAGUUUUAUAAAUCUUUAUUUUAUCAAAAUGCAUGAUAAGUUAAUUUUGUGCAACCUAAUAAAUGCUAUA
Messenger RNA from Ostrinia nubilalis (European corn borer), 1804 nucleotides. RefSeq lists its product as uncharacterized. The coding region runs from base 139 to 1614 and encodes 491 amino acids. The transcript has 3 exons. Lineage: Eukaryota; Metazoa; Arthropoda; Insecta; Lepidoptera; Crambidae. The record is from RefSeq and is a predicted model, not a curated record.